This is a messenger RNA of Lichtheimia ornata, 1485 nucleotides long. RefSeq lists its product as uncharacterized. The transcript is spliced from 8 exons. NCBI's taxonomy places the organism in Eukaryota, Fungi, Mucoromycota, Mucoromycetes, Mucorales, Lichtheimiaceae. The record is from RefSeq and is a predicted model, not a curated record. The coding region runs from base 1 to 1485 and encodes 494 amino acids.
AUGGCAAACGUGAACACUCAGAUUCGCAAUUACUUGGCGUCUACCAAAGUACCAACGCUUGCGGGUUUUAUCAAGAGACAUGAGGAGAUCUGCCUCGACUACAUUGAACAGUUUGACACCGUCGACGACGCGAAGAAACAUCUGACCAGGCGCUAUUUGACUUUGCAUAACAACUUGAACAAAACAAAAGCCAAACUGGACAAUGUGCGAUGGAUGAAGCUUUUUGAGAAGGCAAAUACGCGUGAAAACUUGGAAAUAGCCGUUAUGCAAGGCAUGCGAGCGGUCGUGCCUCGGGUUGUAAAGCAGCUAGAAGGAUCAACACAGGAGCAGCAACGUGAACCUAAUGAUGGAUAUAUGUCAAAUGCUGAGGAUGGUGACGAGGAUGGCGGCGAGGAUGGUGGUGACUAUGGUGGCGACAGCGAUAACGACUUUGAAAGCAAUGAUGAUGGCAUCGACAAAGAGAUCAUUGCGUUGUGGAGACAUUAUACAAGAGAGUCAACUACGAUAGCCAAUCGAAAGGGCUUAUCAGUCGUUAACGAUCUUCAACGGAUAUUAUCGCUAUCUCAUAUCUUGCUCAUCAAACCCAGGCAGCAUGACGAGGCUUUAUCCCUUGCAUUUUCAGAAAGCCGCUUGACCCAGUUGUACAAGAGUCUCCGUGAUCGCUAUCUCGACAAGAAUGUCAAGCUAUGUGAUGAUCUUUUUUUGGCUAUGAAGAAAAUUGUUGAGCAUGUGGUUGAGGAGGAGACGACGCGAUCAGUUGCAAAACGCGAAUUGAUGAAGCUUAGUGUUGAAGACAAUGAUACCGCAAUCGUCGAUAUGGUUUAUAAUUGCAUUUCUGGUCUUCCCCGCUUUAUGACGGAUGCGAACAUCGGGGAGUUCGAAUUAAUCACCUCUUUCCUUGAUCCCAUUCUCCGCCCGCUGUUACAUGAUCCGGAUCAGAUGCGUUUAUUGCGAUGGACAAAUCGGAUUUGUACAGAGGUAGAAGGAAAUGCAACCAAAAGACCCGAUGCAACAAUGACCUUGCGCGAGCAUUAUCACGGUGCCUCUGCGUUGGGUUUCUGCGAGGUCAAGCCUGCCGACAGUGCUGUGUGUUUGACAUCUUCCUUUACCGAUUUGUUGCGCUUGGGACUGUUCGCCAAAAGUGGCAUUGACAAAGAGGAAAUUCGUGCAAUGAUGGUGGUGCAAGCAGUAGGUCUGACGGUGACAUUUUACAUGAUGGAGAUAUUGGCACCAGGAUUCUACCCCCUUGUGCAAGUGGCAACAAUCACAAUACCACGAACGCUGGAUCAACUGCCGCACUUUUUAAUGACCUUGCCCACCUUAAAACGGAUUUAUAUGGCAUAUCGGAUUCAUUGUACAAGGUUGGACGCAGAAAGCAAGCAAAAGGUUGGCAAAUGGAAGACGACCUCGUUGGAUGAUAACCGACUUGGAGAUAUCCUGGAUCCCACCAACAACAAAGAUAGCAUUCCAUGCAUACGUUUAUAA